Messenger RNA from Chinchilla lanigera (long-tailed chinchilla), 1015 nucleotides. RefSeq names its product probable helicase senataxin. The record is from RefSeq and is a predicted model, not a curated record. NCBI's taxonomy places the organism in Eukaryota, Metazoa, Chordata, Mammalia, Rodentia, Chinchillidae.
CGCUGGCAGUGAUGGUUUUGUUUACUUAUCCUGUAUUAGAGCAGAGGCCGGGGUUGAGGCUAAACUGUCAGGGGGGAGCAGGCGUUAUAAAACGCGGCUUACCAGUGGAUUAUUUUACUUUGGACGUGUUACUUCCCCGUGGUAUUGGGAACUGAACCCAGAGCCUUUACAUUGAACUACCUCGCCAACCCAUUUGAACUUACUAUUGAUUUAUUUGUUUGCGUUGUUCGUUUUGAGACAGUGCCUGGCUCAGGCGUUAAGCGCCCCAGGCUGGGCUGAUCUUGGCGGCGCCCUGCCUCCGCUUCCCAGAGCGCUGUGACCGGAGGCUGCGCCACCACGCCCGCCCGUUUACUCCGGGGCGAUGCCCUGCUCGUAGUUUCUUUUUUUUCUUGUUUUUUUUUUCCGGUUCCGGGAAUCGAACUCACGACGUCGCGCUUGCCAGGCAGGCGCUGUGCCGCUGAGCUAAAUCCCCAGCCCGCCUGCUCGUGUGUUUAACCUAAUAUUCUUUCCUAUUACACGAAGUGUACGUCCCCCGCCGCGCGUCCGCAGAGCGCCCCGUUCGAGGGUUGACUCGCGGCUCUGGGGAGCCACUUUGUCAGCUCUUCUUUUCCAUCUCAGAAGUGUUCUUCUGGAGCCAAGGCGUGGCUAUGUGUGAAUGCCGGUUGUUAGCAAGCCCAGCCGUCUGAACUGAGAUCACGUCUUUUAAAGCCGUUUGUCAAGUUUCUGGGAUUAAGAACCAGGCAGAAAUACGAAGGAUGAGUAUUCAAGGCAGAUAGAAGAGCUUCUGUAAAGUCAGGGAAUGCCAAGCGCCAUGAAGUGUUUUAGGAGGAGGUGCAGAAUGAGCACAUGUUGUUGGUGUACACCAGGUGGUAUUUCCACCACUGACUUCCUAAAGUGCUAUGCAUCCAAGACUGAGUCCCGUGAAUUCCAAACAGCCAAUGAAGACCUCUGCUACUGCUUGGAGUGUGUGGCUGAAUACCACAAAGCAAGGGAUGAGUUGCCAUUCUUGCAUGAG